AUGGGUCCCUGUCCAGCUACGGGUCGAGGAUCACUUCGGUGGUUCCUGUGGCUCUUUCUUUGGUGGUGGAUUGUGGUGGGGGCCCAAGGAGCGAGGGUUGUCGGAUCUUCCGUCGAUCCGGCGGGAGCAAGUUCACUUGCUGUGACAGGCUCCGAGAUGGUUGCAAAGCCAGACGGAAAGCGUGUUAUGAAGUCAGUGGCCCAGAAGCGUGCCUAUCGUCGUGCAUGUCUUCGGGCGACACGAGCUGGUCCCAAUGGGGCCACGUGGUAUCGAGGCAAAUGGAUGACUGCCAGGGCCUUGCAGGCUCAAAAGAUUUCUUCAGCUGGGGUGUCCUUCACUAGCCAAGCGAGCAGAAAGCCAAUCAAGGUUCCACAACUUCAACUUCCGAGGUGGCCGCCUCGGACAGGCGCCGAAUGUCUUCAUGAAGAAAUGCCUCCCCGAAAAGCCGGCUCGGUUAAUAUCCUGAGUGUUAAUCUGGGGGGCAUCACAUUGGAGCUAUACGAUGAAUUCUGCCGAUGGUUGGAGACAGAGACCACCAUAGCCAAUAUAGACAUCAUCUGUGUGCAAGAAACCUGGAGGCUCACAAGUGAUUACAUUCUUCCGCACUGGUCGUGGCUCAGCUCUGGGGCGGAACCUGUCUCAGGACAGGGUGUUGCCGUCCUUGUGAAUACAGCAUAUGCAGACACGGCAGUCCUGCGAACCAGGGAGAUUCGAGUUGGCCGCAUUCUUCAGGUUCAAAUGCCUGUCAAAGAUGACAAACAAGGACGCCUUCUCAAUGUCGUGUGUGUGUAUGUGCCUUCUAAAGUUUCAGAAUCACAGUAUGUCUAUGAGAAACGUGCUGCUGUUUGGUCGGCGCUGGAUAAGUUUCUGGCAUCUGUACCAGCUCGUCAUUUCUUAUGCGUUGCUGGUGAUUUCAACACGGAUCUCCAACAGGAUGCGCCCUUUGUGGGUUGUACAUUUCAAUGGAAAGGGCACUCCCGUGCCCCAGCCAGGGACCAAUCCACUUUCCAAAAUCUGUUGCGUGCCCACUCCUUGCAUGCUAUGAAUACUUGGAAGCAUGAGGCGACGUAUCUUGACCACCAAGGAAGCAGAUCACGCGUCGACUACAUCCUGACGAGGUCCAACACUGCCAAGGGACACAAAUCUGAGACGAUGCCUCAGCUACACUUUGCUUCGUGGCGGGAGGGUGGCAGACACCUCGCCCUGAUUGGGAGGAUUGAUCUCACGUCAUGGCGGAAUCUCCGCUCCCGUGAGGUCAACAACUUUCAAUACGAUAAACUUGCCUUGGUGCGUGCCUGUCAACCGGGGCCUGAACAAGAUCGACUGAAACAGGCGUUGGUGCCUCAUCUAUUGCUGCUUUAUUCUGGACCCCCACCGAGUCGCGUGGAGGCCCUGCUCCGUCAACUGUGUGCUGAAACCUUUCCGGCAAAGCCAGCGACUUCUAGCCUACAAUGGCAAAAUCCGGAGGUGAUGCAUGAUUUGGAGCGGACAUGGACGAUAAGGCGGGCGAUUGAUGCAACUCGCAUUGCACCCUUGCCUCUACUGCGCAAGGCGUUUCAGAUAUGGAGACUCAAGAAGCAACUACGUCUGAGGGUGAAGGAGCUCAAAAAGGCCAGUCGGCAGAGACGGAGGAAGCACUGGACUCAACAGCUGGAGGAGGCCGAGAAGGCACGGGAUGCCAAGGAUGCGUAUCGUUUCUUCCGUGUCAUUACGACUUUGGCCCCUAGGAGGCCUAUGGAGCGGGUUCAAUUGCGUGAUGAGCAAGGACGCAUUAUGACGCCGGAGCAGGAGGACAAGGCCUUGGCGGCCUACUGGAACACCAUCUACGGCAGGCCCACCGUGAAACAGCGAGCCUGGACUCUACAGGAGGGAAUUUCCAUUCGACAGGAGGAAAUCUACCAGGCUCUUCGUCAGCUGAAGGCUCGCAAGGCGGUCUCGCCAGGGCUUGCUCCGGCAGCGGCCUGGAAGGCGCUGGCGGCAGAGAUGUCAGAGUAUUUAGCCGGAUUUGUGCAGCAGCAUUGGCAGCAGCUCUUGCCAACUUCCUGGACCACCACGUCGCUGAUUUUCCUGCCCAAGGCUGGAAAGACCAUUAAACAGCCCAAGGACUUACGUCCCAUUGCUCUACAGUCGGCGGCAUCCAAGGCGAUCACGACCGUCGUGAAGUGGCGGAUUACACCAUCCUUCCUGGAGGCUAUGCAUGUUCUUCCUCAGUAUGCCUAUGUUCGGGGGCGCAGUACGGUGGAGGCGAUAGCGAGAGUGGCUGCACAUUGCUCCUCUGUCCGACGUUUGGUCAAACAGCAGUCCAUGACCAUUCACGACAAGUUUGCGGGAGCAGUUUCUAAGGAGUGUGUGGGAGGGGCCCAGCUGAGCAUUGACUUGUCGAAGGCCUUCGAUUUGCUGCCUCGUAGUGUGUUACAGGAAAUUUUGUCCACCACCGACCUCACGGCUGACGAGCAGGCGCUGAUUAUGCAGUGGCAUCAGCAAGGCCGAUAUCGCAUUCGGAGUCGUGGCAGUGAGGAAGCCCAACACAUUGAUCUUCAGUGUGGUGUUCGUCAAGGGGAUGUGCUAUCGCCGUAUCUCUGGGGGUUGUUUACUGCUUACUUGGCGAAGGCCUUGGAUGCAGAGAAUGGAAGCGGCUGGACUGCCAGCAAUGGUACCUUGUACGCUGAUGAUAUGCACUACAAAUGGGAAUUUUCCAAAGUUGAACACAUGCAAAAGAUGCGACAGGAUGUCCAAAAUAUCUUUGCUGUCCUCCGACGACUGGGUAUGCAGGCCAAUCCGGAGAAAAGUGCAUUCCUCAUCAGUGUGCGGGGCACGCAGGCGAAGAAAUGGGUUCGUCGCUUUGUUCGGAAAGACAAACAACAGGUGCGCCACUUUCACUUCGGAGGUGGAAUAGAUGACCGGGUGCCGGUUGCUGAGUCCUUUACCUAUCUUGGGGCGGUCUUGUCUUACAACAACUUUGAACUGGAGACCAUGAAGCACAGGCUGGGGGUGGCGGCAGGCCACCAUGACAGGCUUCGAAAGAUCCUGCAUGCCAAGCGGGUUCUCAGUGUCAAAGUGCGAUAUCGUCUGUGGCAGGUAAUGGUACAGACAGCGCAGUUGUACGCCUUGGAGGCAGUUGGGGUUACACCGGAAGGCGCCAAAAUGCGCAGUGCUACGCUGUGUGACAGGCUGAAGGAUCAGACCCUAGAUCCACCGUGCUUUGAUAGAGUCUCCAUCUUGGCGUUUGCUACGGCAAUUGAAGCGGCUCUACCUGAGGCGUACGUGGCCAAGACCAGAAUGGAGCCCUCUAAAGAUGUGGCGAUGGCCUUUGCUUGUAGCCAGUGUGAUCUCCGAUUUGGAACGCUGCAUGACUUGAAGACGCAUGAGGGAAAGGCGCAUGGAAUCAUCAAGGCCCGAGUGGAGGUGACCAAGAACGAGCACGGCAUCAACGGCAUGCCAAUCUGUCGACAUUGUGGGGAAAAGUUUUCUAAAUGGAACACUCUCUCCAGACAUGUGGCCAGGCAAGGCUGCCCGGCUCUUCAACAAGGACAGGUGGACGCUGCGGUGAAGGCGAUGCUCAUCACUGAACAAAGGCCUGCUUUGGAACGUCCGGAAGUUGUCAGUUGCAUCAAGCAAGAGGGUUGGGCUGGUCUCCUGCAAAACAAAGCUUUGUGUGCUGAGCUCAAACAGCGCUGUGCAGUGUGUUACCAAUGGAUCGUGGCAACGAACGGCAUUCGCUCACAUAUCCGCAAGGAUCCGGUGAAGCAGGAAAUGGAACUCUUCGGCAGUCUUCUGCCAGCCUUCGGGGGGAAGCCGGCGGAGGCGGUGGAGGGGCAAUCCAGCGCAGCGGCCAGGCCCAAAAGACGACGAACGCAGGACGAAAGCUCCAACUCGAGCAAGGGAAAGGGUGGUGGGAAAGGUGGAGGAAAAGGGAAGAAGAAGGACGGCAAGGAUCUGCAGCUCAAGGAGGUGGUGGCCAUACUGUCCUCUCUAACUCUGCAGCAUGUGGAUCAGGUGAGCCGCAUCCAGCUGGACACAGGCUUCCUGAUGACGAUGAAAAACACUGAUCAGCCGGAAUGCAUGCUACCGGUGAUGUUCAAAAUCAGUGCGGAGUGGAAGCGCAUCAAAGCCGAGGAACCCCAGAAGCUGGACAAGCCGCUCCGGGUCACGAUGAUGGUAUGCCUGCUCAACGAGCUCAAAGCCAGGGCCCUCAAGGAGUUAGGUCAGGGUAUGCCCCACUUUUUUUUACACCCGCUCAACCCUCAUUCGUUUUUUCCCUAG
Messenger RNA from Symbiodinium natans, 4263 nucleotides. Lineage: Eukaryota; Dinophyceae; Suessiales; Symbiodiniaceae. The record is from the annotation of a GenBank genome assembly.